Molecule: messenger RNA, 723 nt
Organism: Phytophthora sojae
Lineage: Eukaryota; Oomycota; Peronosporomycetes; Peronosporales; Peronosporaceae
Exons: 4
Source: RefSeq, a predicted model, not a curated record
CGUGGCCACGGCCAUUUCACCCCGGAGCUAUACGACGGCCCGAACGGCCUGCCCUGCAACGUGACCAUCGCCGUCGCCGCCAUGCACUUGUCCGAGCCAUACACCAACUCCGAGACGAAGCCCGAGACCGAGCAAGACGAGUCGAGGCAGCAGCUGCCGCCACCUCCCACCACUCUGACAUUCGCCGGAACGCAGCGUGGCCACGGCCAUUUCACCCCGGAGCUAUACGACGGCCCGAACGGCCUGCCCUGCAACGUGUACAUCGCUGUCGCCGCCACGCACUUGUCCGAGCCAUACACCAACUCCGAGACGAAGCCCGAGACCGAGCAAGACGAGUCGAGGCAGCAGCUGCCGCCACCUCCCACCACUCUGACAUUCGCCGGAACGCAGCGUGGCCACGGCCAUUUCACCCCGGAGCUAUACGACGGCCCGAACGGCCUGCCCUGCAACGUGUACAUCGCUGUCGCCGCCACGCACUUGUCCGAGCCAUACACCAACUCCGAGACGAAGCCCGAGACCGAGCAAGACGAGUCGAGGCAGCAGCUGCCGCCACCUCCCACCACUCUGACAUUCGCCGGAACGCAGCGUGGCCACGGCCAUUUCACCCCGGAGCUAUACGACGGCCCGAACGGCCUGCCCUGCAACGUGUACAUCGCCGUCGCCGCCAUGCACUUGUCCGAAAUGACAGAGCUCGCCGAACCGCUCCCGGCCCUGACAUUCUAA